AAAAGCGCUUGCUGCCAAUUGAAUUCAAUGUAGAAAACCAAGAUGAUUCAAAACCAAAGAAAACCUCAUCGGUCCAGUUUUUAUGAUCAUACAUACAUCAUAGUGAGUAGCAGUUUCGGAAAAAAUAGUAGUCUUGGUCCAGAUGUCUUGGGGAAAAAAUAAUUUAAAUGUGCAUAUUUUAUUACAUAAUACCUAUUUUGCUAUCUGCUCUUCAUAUGAAACCUAACGGUCGUUAAUCGGGUUUCAAAAUACCACCAGGGACGUUUUAUUUUGCCUUCAAAAUCUGAUAUUCCGUAUUCACUUUAAUAGGAGCACCAAUGCUGUGCCCUCAACAUGCGCAGUACAGACUUACUUCCGGGACUUCACAUGCUUAGGUUAGCUGAAGUCGUCCUUCCUGCCUAGAUAAAUGUGCAUGUCUAUGGAAUUUAAGUUAUUGUGUUCGCAAUUUCAGCUGGCCGUGUCAGCUAUCUAUGCGCGUUUCAUCACAUUCAGUAAGCCCCGUUUUCGAAUUUAGCUGAAACUAUUUAUUCAAAGCUUCGUUGCAAAAGAAGAUUUUUCACUUUGUUUGAAGUGCAAGAAAGCUUCUCGCAUUAAAGCAGCAAGCUAACCAUAGAGUGCAGAUUUAUAUGAGUAGGAAAAUCAUUGAGUUUGUCAUUGAGUUACAAGCGAAAAAGAUUUCUUUGCGAAGUAGGCUCUGAACAUUUCAUAAGAAUGACAGAGGUAUCAAAGGAAGAGUUUGGGGUGAUACCCGGGCAAGGAAGUGUGGAGAAAUGGAAGUUAAAAUCACAAAGUGUUACUAUAGAAAUUAUAUCACUUGGUUGCAUUAUAACAUCGUUGAAGACCCAAGACAAGAAUGGAGAAAUGGAUGACAUCGUCCUGGGAUUUGACAGCCUCGAAGGCUAUCUGACAAAUCCCCGAUACUUCGGAGCUGUCGUUGGACGGGUGGCCAAUAGGAUCGCCAAGGGGAAGUUCACGAUCGAUGGGAAGGAAUAUCAGUUGGCCAUCAAUAACGGGCCAAAUUCCCUCCACGGGGGGCUGAAAGGCUUUGACAAGGCCAUCUGGACGAGUGAAGCCACAGCCGACGGUGUGAGGCUGUCGCUGACCAGCCGGGACGGGGAGGAGGGCUACCCUGGGGAGCUGAGUGCCACCGUCACCUACAGCCUGCAGGGAGACACCCUCACCGUCCAAUACCACGCCUCCUCCAGCCAGGCCACGCCCAUUAACCUCACCAACCACUCCUACUUCAACUUGGCUGGACAUGGGACCCCAGACAUAUACGACCAUCUGGUGUCAAUCACAGCUGAUGCCUACCUGCCUGUGGACGACACUAUGAUUCCCACAGGGGAAAUCAGGGCUGUAGAUGGCUCACCCUUUGACCUCCGAAAGCCUGUGCUGAUUGGUCCACGUUUAAAGGAAGUCCCAGGACCAGGUUUUGACCAUAACUUCUGCCUGUCAUCUCCUGGGGAGCCCCCGGAGGAGCGACCAUGUGCCAGGGUGCACCACCCAAAGAGUGGGCGGGUUUUGGAAGUGAGCACAACCCAGCCGGGCGUGCAGUUCUACACCGCAAACUUCCUCGAUGGCAGCCUGCGGGGCAAGGGCGGGGCCACCUACCCCAAACACAGCGCCUUUUGCCUGGAGACCCAGAACUGGCCCAACGCCGUCAACCAGCCCGAGUUCCCCAACACCCUGCUGAGGCCAGGAGAGACCUACAGCCACACCACACGCUUCAGCUUCACCACUGCCUGAAACCAGCAGAGGCCCACAGCCACACUGCACACUUCAGCUUCAGCUUCUCUACCGCCUGAGGCCAGCAGAAACCUGCAGCCACACCACACGCUGCAGCUUCACCACUGCCUGAAACCACCAGAGGCCUACAGCCACACCACACAGCUUCAGCUGCUCCACUGCCUGAGACCAGCAGAGACCUACAGCCACACUACAGCUUCAGCUUCACCACAGCCUGAGACCAGCAGAGACCUACAGCUUCACCUUCUUCACUGUCUGAAACCACUAGAGACCUACAGCCAUAUCACACAGCUUUAGCUUCUCCACUGCCUGAGCCCAGCAGAGACCUACAGCCACACCACAACUUCACCUUCUUCACUGUCUGAAACCACUAGAGACCUACAGCCAUAUCACACAACUUUAGCUUCUCCACUGCCUGAGCCCAGCAGAGACCUAUAGCCACACCAGCUACUUCAGCUUCUCCGCCACCUGAGACCAGCAAAGGAGUCCAGUGAAGCACCACAACUCAUCUCACUUGCAUUGUGGAACACGUCACUCCUCAUGUUAAUUCACACGCUUACGCCAGCCAUGUUACAGUAAAAUACACGCUUACUCCAGCCAUGUUACAGUAAGCCACACGCUUACGCCAGCCAUGCUGAACCACACGCUUACGUUGGCCAUGCUACUCCAUGCGCUUACAUUAGCCAUGCUGAACCACACGCUUACGUUGGCCAUGCUACACCAUGCGCUUACAUUAGCCAUGCUGAACCACAUUCUUACGUUGGCCAUGCUACACCAUGCGCUUACAUUAGCCAUGCUGAACCACAUGCUUACGUUGGCCAUGCUACACCAUGCGCUUACAUUAGCCAUGCUGAACCACAUGCUUACGUUGGCCAUGCUACACCAUGCGCUUACAUUAGCCAUGCUGAACCACAUGCUUACGUUGGCCAUGCUACACCAUGCGCUUACAUUAGCCAUGCUGAACCACACGCUUAUGCCAGCCAUGCUGAACCACACGCUUACGUUGGCCAUGCUACACCAUGCGCUUACAUUAGCCAUGCUGAACCACACACUUACGCUAGCCAUGCUAAACCACACACUUACGCUAGCCAUGCUAAACCACACACUUAUGCUAGCCAUGCUAAAUCACAUGCUUACUCCAGCCAUGCUAAACCACAGACUUACUCCAGCCAUGCUAAACCACAGACUUACUCUAGCCAUGCUAAAUCACAUGCUUACGCUAGCCGUACUCGGCCUGUAGAUAAUUAGGGACAAACAUGUUACAACGACCAGCUCAAAAUUCCAUGUAAACAUUUUUGUUUAUCCCACUCUCCAACUCCGGCAAGUACGUCUCCUCAAUCACCACUAACACCCGGGAUGUCUGCGCUAAUUUUCUUUCACAGCUGACUGAGCCAGAGAGGAGGUUGCGUGCAUUAGGCGGCUGACAUUGUGCUCUGGGGCUAAUGAGGCUAUUUAAAGACGUGGGUAACUGCAGGGAUCCUCUGCCAGUCCUGUGUGAUCAGAUGGAGAUGUGACUGAAAGCCAAGUGAAUGACUUCACUUAUGCUCUAACAAACACACUGCUCUGCCUUGUGACUUUUCCACCAUGUCUAGCGUGUACUGCAGUCAUAUCAAAAGGUGGUAGGUUCAUCUGUGUAUACUCAACUUGCCAAAUUUCAACAGAUUUCUCUCAAAGCAAACCAUCAGAGGGGGAGGGGGAGGGGGAGAGAGAGAGAGAGAUGUACAUGUGUAUAAGGCUAAUCCCUUACCUCCUCACAGGGGACCAAAACUGACCAGCUCUGGAUCCUGGCAGAUGUGGUUUAUCUGAGAUGGGCAUCAUAGACCAGCUCUGUACUUUUCAUUCCAAGCAGGUUCUCCUGUGGGAGCGUCUUUUUCUGGUUCCUCGGCCUGUGUCUGCUGCACUUUCUGGUUUUGGAGAAAAAAUAAACAAAUCACCAGAAGUUUUCUC
Molecule: messenger RNA, 3693 nt
Organism: Anguilla rostrata (American eel)
Lineage: Eukaryota; Metazoa; Chordata; Actinopteri; Anguilliformes; Anguillidae
Gene: galm
Product: galactose mutarotase
Exons: 7
Coding region: 712-1746 (344 amino acids)
Biological process (GO): glucose metabolic process; beta-D-galactose catabolic process via UDP-galactose, Leloir pathway
Molecular function (GO): aldose 1-epimerase activity; carbohydrate binding
Source: RefSeq, a predicted model, not a curated record